AUGGAUUCUGAUUCACUGAAAAAUUCCGAUAAUAAAGCGGAGAUCUUCCACAAUGAGGACCUGACCUCAAUAGGCUUGGAUGACUCCAUUGAGGAAACGAACCCCGGAAAGGCAGUAUGGCUGAUUGUCUGUGCGGUGUCUAUGGGUGGCUUUCUAUUCGGCUAUGACACGGGGGUCAUAUCUGCCGUUCUCGUCAAUCUGGGGUCGGACUUGGGGAAGCCACUCAGCUCCAAUGAACAAGAAUUGGUUACAUCCAUCACCUCUGGAGGCGCUCUGAUAGGCUCAGUAGCGGCGGGCAUGACGGCCGACAAGUACGGCCGCAAACUUGCCAUUUACAUGACUGUUGGCCGCCUCGUUGUGGGCUUCGGCGUCGGCGAGGCUGCGAUGAUUGUCCCAUUGUACAUUGGAGAAAUGGCCCCGGCACGGUUUCGUGGCCGCCUCAUAGUCUUUGACAAUAUAUGUGUCACUUUCGGUCAGCUUGUCUCAUACGCACUCGGCGCCGCGUUUACGAAUGUGGCUUCUGGGUGGAGAUACAUGGUGGGCCUCGGCACUGUACCUGCUUUGUUGCUUGUUGUGAUGAUGCCAUUUUGCCCUGAGACGCCUCGUCAGUUGGUCCUACAUGGUCGACUGGAAGAGGCUAAGUGUGUGAUUGCGAAGAUAUUCCCACGAGCCACUGACCAACAGGUCGAUGCGAAGGCGAGAGUGAUCCGACAUUCAAUUGAAGAAGCCACCGCAUCGAUUUCUAAUAAGAGCCUUGUAUGGCAGAUGAGACAGCUCUUUACUGUUGGUCAGAAUGUGCGAGCUCUCAUAACUGCUUGCGCCGUCAUGGCGGUAUCCCAGCUAGGAGGCUUCAAUACGCUUAUGUACUAUAGCUCCACGCUUUUUUCGAUGGUUGGGUUUGACAAGCCCACGGUCGUGUCAAUCGUGGUUGGAGCCACUAACUUUAUAUUUGGAUUCCCAAACUUCAUCUUCAUUGACCGCCUCGGCCGACGGCGGAUGCUCCUGUGCCUGUCAUUGGUGGUUGCCUCCGUAGCCUUCCACUGGAUUCCAGUGAACCAUGACCUCACGGCCGUUGAGACGCGUGAGAUGGGCUGGCCUAAUAUCUUGCUUCUCGUAUCUCUCAUCGUGUAUAUUGCCUUCUACGCAGCAGGGGUGGCCCCGAUCUCUUGGGUAGGGACGGAAUUUUUACCUCUCGAAGUUCGUGCAUUGGGGACCAUGAUGAACAGUGUAACCUGCUGGGGCUGCAACAUCAUUAUAUCGUCAACCUUCCUGUCGAUGAUGAAGGGAAUGACCCCUAGUGGAGCCUUUGGUUUCUACGCUGGAAUAUGUUUUCUUGGAUUUAUCUUUGCAAUUUUCUGCUAUGCAGAGGUUCAUAACAUGCCCCUCGAGUCUGUCCGUGAGAUUUAUAACCAUGGAUUUGGAGUCAAGUAUGCACGAAAGGUGCAGAAAGAACUUCUCGAAGCUAGAAUCUCAGAGGAGAGCACGGCGUGA
Molecule: messenger RNA, 1491 nt
Organism: Aspergillus pseudotamarii
Lineage: Eukaryota; Fungi; Ascomycota; Eurotiomycetes; Eurotiales; Aspergillaceae
Product: myo-inositol transporter
Exons: 5
Coding region: 1-1491 (496 amino acids)
Biological process (GO): transmembrane transport
Cellular component (GO): membrane
Molecular function (GO): myo-inositol:proton symporter activity
Source: RefSeq, a predicted model, not a curated record